This is a messenger RNA of Pipistrellus nathusii (Nathusius's pipistrelle), 519 nucleotides long. The record is from the annotation of a GenBank genome assembly. Lineage: Eukaryota; Metazoa; Chordata; Mammalia; Chiroptera; Vespertilionidae.
AUGGCCUGGACCCCUGUGCUCCUCACGCUCCUCGCUCACUGCACAGGGUCCCUCUGCCAGCCUGUGCUGACCCAGCCGCCCUCCGUCUCUGCCUCCCUGGGAGCCGCGGCCAGACUCCCCUGCACCGUGAAAAGUGACGUCAGCGUCGCUGGUCAAACCUUACUCUGGUUCCAGCAGAAGCCAGGGAGCCGCCCCCGGUUCCUGCUGUCUUACUCCUCCAGCACCAGCCUGGGCUCCGGCGUCCCCGGCCGCUUCUCUGGGUCCACAGACGCCUCGGCCAACGCGGGGCUCCUGCUCAUCGCGGGGCUGCAGCCGGAGGACGAGGCGGACUACCACUGUGCGACCUCGCACGGUGGCGCUUCCCACGGUGACCCCCGCGGGCGGGGACGUGGGACACAAACCUCAGCUGCUUCUUCCCGGACCACGCGGCCAGCUGGCGAUAGCUCGCACCUGCGCACUCCGUUAGCCCAGGCACGGCUGGUCCUGGGCCCACUCCCACUUCCCCAGGGAGGUUUCUGA